UUGUGCGGUAGAGAAGUAAACAUUGAUUUUUCAGGAACUGCGUAUGAUCAUUACCGCGAUUUUCCCGAAAUUCAUGUUUGUCUGACUGUCACAGUUCGAAAUCUAGCUUUACACAUAAUGCGAAAAUCGGAAUUAAAAACAAAUACAAGCUCAUAACACUGGCUUUAUUCGAUUAGUUGAACGAGAACUUUUUUCAUUAUCGGCGCUGGUGAUACCGUAUCUGAUUUAGUGAAUCAGUUAAUUCUCCGCGACCGAGAGCGUCCGACUGGACAAGUGGACAGCUGGCCGCGAGUGUUAGUUGUUCGUGAUGGACAAUGUGACUUUGGUUGCGCCGGUUGUUGUUGUUGCCCUCACGCCAAGUUUGGCCGGUGGCCAGGAGAAAAAUGCUUGUUUCGUUCGUUUCGUUGGGGCGCGCAGCUUUGCGGUUGCGGCGCGCAGCUGCACCUCCCGUUGCCCCUUGGACGAUGCUGCCCACCCCCGAGCUGCACCAGCUGCCUCCCUUCGGCGACGAUGAGGCGCCCCCUGGGGCCUUCCAGGAAGGGUCCUUGGAGAUCUGCGACGACCAAGACGACGAGCAAAGGGUCUGCGAGCUGGUCAAGGAGAUUUUCUCCUUCAGGGACUCGGCAGUGAGCAAUUGGAUCGUUGAGAGCAAAGUAAAGCUGCUGUGUGCUGAAUACAAAUGCAUGAGAACCGACAGCGACCGCGACACCUUCCUCAAAAUGCUCGCCACAGCAUAUUCGGUGGACGGGACCAAACUGCAAGAGGCGGCGAGGGCCCUGCUCGAGAUUGAUCCAAAUGAUCACAGAGGGGCCGUAAAAGCACAAGAGAAAUUGCGAGACCAGCUGGCGCCCAGGUACCACUGGCUCUUCACGCACAUGGGCCGUCUCGAGAGUGGUGUAAAGUUUCUAGUAGAUUUGCGCACACAAGUGCUGGAUUCUUUGGCCCAAUGCAAGGAUGAAGUAGCGAGCGCUGCUUUGCAGCAGCUAAACACCACUUUGCGGGAGCUGCUCUCAAUGUGGUUUUCGGUUGGCUUCCUCCGACUGGAAAGGGUUACCUGGCAGUCACCCUGCGACCUCUUGCAAAAGGUGAGUGAAUAUGAGGCAGUGCACCCGAUGAGGGGCUGGACUGACCUCAAAGGCAGGGUGGGGCUGUACAGGAGAUGCUUCAUGUUCACCCAUGACAGCAUGCCGCGCGAGCCCAUUGUCGUUUUGCACACUGCCCUCGCCGACACCAUCAGCUCCAGCAUGAAGGGCAUUGUGACGGCCGCCCAGAGACUUUCAGUUGAUGCCAGUGCAGCUGGUGGACUGGCCGGCCUGAAGAUGGCCGAGUCCGAGGAGAAUCCUGAUCUUGUGAAAGCAGCGAUUUUCUACUCGAUCACCUCCACCCAAAAAGGCCUUCAGGGCAUCGAGCUGGGAAACUAUCUUAUCAAGAGGGUGGUGAAGGAACUGCGCGCCGAAUUCCCGCUGGUCCACCAGUUCUCGUCGCUGUCUCCUAUUCCUCAGUUCCGCCAGUGGCUGAUGGACAGAUUGAAGGUGGCCAAGCUGCACACGCUGUUCACGGAAGAAGAGAUAGGGAAUUUGUCAGCCUUUAUGAAAUGCCCUGCUGACUCGGCAAAUGUCCGCGAUCUGCUGUCUACCAACAAAUGGUUGGCAGAGUACUCCUUCGUCCAGACCAUGGAGGAUCCAUUCAUGAGACUGUGUGCCAGAUACCUGUACUUGGAGAAGCGCAGAGGGUUUGCCUUGGACAGUGUUGGAAAUUUCCAUUUGAGAAAUGGAGCUGUGAUGUGGAGGCUUAAUUGGAGAGCAGACACUACUAUCAAAGGACUGAAUAACUCUCUGGGAAUAAUGGUCAACUACAGGUACUUCUUAGAAGAUGCCGAGUCUAACAGCAAGAGUUACUUGGAGGACCAGUGUAUAAAUGCGUCGGACCAAGUAUUGAAUUUAGCUGAAAAAGCAAAAGCCUUGAUGGACCUACCAUGAUUAUUUUCCUUAUUAUACAUGACGUUAAAUGAUAGUAUUACUUAUGCUUCUGUUAAUGAUGUUUAUCAAAUGAAUUUAUUAAAAGCUUGUUGAGUUUAACGAA
This is a messenger RNA of Cloeon dipterum, 2082 nucleotides long. RefSeq names its product malonyl-CoA decarboxylase, mitochondrial-like. The record is from RefSeq and is a predicted model, not a curated record. Gene Ontology annotation, biological process: fatty acid biosynthetic process; malonyl-CoA catabolic process; acetyl-CoA biosynthetic process. The coding region runs from base 384 to 1979 and encodes 531 amino acids. The transcript has 8 exons. Gene Ontology annotation, cellular component: peroxisomal matrix; mitochondrial matrix. NCBI's taxonomy places the organism in Eukaryota, Metazoa, Arthropoda, Insecta, Ephemeroptera, Baetidae. Gene Ontology annotation, molecular function: malonyl-CoA decarboxylase activity.